AUGAAAAUUCGUCUUGACAGCGGAAAUGUGCUUUUUCCACUAUGGCCUCACUUUGAUUCCGAAGGCCAUCCCGAGGUCCGGGAAAACGCUCCUAUCUUGUUCGAGCAGACAACUGGUCAGUUGUCAGACCUUCAAGCGCGACCCGACGAAGAGGCGACAAAUACCCGUAAGCCGCAACUGCUAAUCACCAAAAUAAGAAAUGUGCUUGACUCAUUUUAUCUGCUGCCUGGCGCUCCAUUUUGUGUCUGGUUUCAGGCUUAA
Protopolystoma xenopodis is the source of this 261-nucleotide messenger RNA. NCBI's taxonomy places the organism in Eukaryota, Metazoa, Platyhelminthes, Monogenea, Polystomatidea, Polystomatidae. The record is from the annotation of a GenBank genome assembly.